Triplophysa dalaica is the source of this 2603-nucleotide messenger RNA. It is a transcript of the gene noxo1b, whose product is annotated as NADPH oxidase organizer 1b. The transcript has 11 exons. The record is from RefSeq and is a predicted model, not a curated record. Gene Ontology annotation, biological process: superoxide anion generation. Lineage: Eukaryota; Metazoa; Chordata; Actinopteri; Cypriniformes; Nemacheilidae. Bases 820 to 2202 code for a protein of 460 amino acids. Gene Ontology annotation, molecular function: phosphatidylinositol binding; superoxide-generating NADPH oxidase activator activity; protein binding.
CAAUCCAUAAUAUUUGUUUUAGCCGUGUCAUAUGACCCCUUUAAAGUGCUACUUUUUACUGUACUAUUGUAAAAAGCAAACUGUGUAUCAUCAAAGAAUAGCAAUGUAUUUCACUAAAGAAAAUAAACUGACAAUAAAACACUACUGGAAUUACAGAUCAGUGACAAUAUUAAAUAUUCGGACCCCCUAUACCCUCUACCUAGGGACUUUCAUGGUGUUGUUUUGCAAGAAUCGUCUUAUUGUUCUUCAUCGCCGCUGGCUCUGAAUCAACAUAUUUUCCCCAGGAUUGCCCCUAUUGCAUUGGUGGUACACGAAAAGCACGUGUUUGGUAUUUUCACAUGAGGGGUGAAAAACGUGCCAUCGGGGUCCUCUCCCAGGUGAUGAUGUGGAAAGCAUGACAGCCUUUACUGUUGAUGACCUUGAGCAAGAUUCUGUGGAGGAGUCUUGGCGGUUCUUCACAGGCUUGUGUGACGCCAGCAGCUUCAGAUCAAUGUUCCAACUGUCUGCCCUCUCACCACCCUCGGUUUGAAGAUACACCUGCAAGUCUCUCAGACUGUCCACCCCCGCACCAGGGCACCUAACUUUUUCUGCAGCAGUAAAUUUGUGCUCCUGAAGAAGCAACAUUACCAUUUAGAGGGCAUCUAAGUAAUCAUCGCCAGAUUUGAAAACAACGCUGAUAUUGUAUCACUGAGCCCUUCACUGUUGCGCAUUUUUACAUCAACUCCCGCCCACCUCGAGACAACGCAACGCACGUGAGCGCACCGACACUCUAUCAAACUCCCACAUGAGAUAAACAACACGCCCAUAUCAGCAUCAGCGAUGAGUGAACCGCGCUUUCCCAUUGACGUGCGAGUUAUCGGAGUCAUGCAGAAAGAUAAGAGCAAAGUGUACAUGACAUCCGUGUUAUGGUCUGACAACAGCGAAGUGACAGUGUAUAGAUCCCUCCGCGACUUCAAGACACUGCAUAAACAGCUGAAGAAGAAAUUCCCCGUGGAUAACCCACUAACGUUACGUAAAAAGGACAGAGUGCUCCCACGAUUUGGAGGCAGAAACUUAAAGAGAACCUUUCCGUCUAAGGGUCUGAGCAAGUCUGUGGAUCGACUGAAGAGUCUGGAGAAGUACUGUUCCAGUCUGCUGCAGUGUGAAUCUACUGUAUCACAUUCCGCAGAGGUCAUUCGAUUCUUCCUGCCGAAUGAACAAGAGCUUCAGCCAGAGUUUACCCAAAACAGCGUGAUGAUUCUGCAAUCAGACUUCAUCCCCUCUGCCAAGGGAGGAGCAGACAUGCAAAAACGUCUUAGCUUUGGCAAUGUGACCCAGCCUUUUGUAUCCAAGACGUAUCGAUGUGUGGCUCCGUAUGAGACCAAGGACACAAAGAACAAACCCUUUAAGGUUGCUGUGGAUAAAAGACUGGAUGUGCUCAUUAAAGACCAAGCAGGUUGGUGGCUUGUUGAAAAUGAGGAUAAACGUCUAGCUUGGUUUCCUGCGCCCUAUCUGGAACUAUGUGAUGAGGAAGAGGAUGAAGAUGAGUUUGACUCAACUUGUGAUGUGUCUCUGUACUGUGCCACCCGAAGUUACACCUCAAAAAAAGAGGAUGAGCUUUGUCUGAGCAUCGGAACUGUUGUGGAGGUGUUACAGAUGUCUGAUAAUGGCUGGUGGCUCGUCAGAUACAACAGAAAGGCCGGAUAUGUGCCCUCCAUGUACCUUAAGCCAUACAUCAGCCCUACCUUCAGCUUUCAUGCUCUACAAAGAAAACUUCACAGCUCCACUAUCAACCUGUCCACCCCCAGAUUCAUUCACAAAUCAUACUCUCUGGAAGUGCUAUCCGAGAGCGUUCCAGAUCAACGCGAGUUGUCUGGCAGUACAAAGAGCAUCUUCAGCGAUGAUGGAACCGAUUUCAGCUUCAGUUCUUCAGACAAUGACUCUAUAAACCAGAGUGUGUCCAGCUCAGAUGGAGACGAGAGCUUGAGACGGCCGAGUAAAGACGACAGUGGCAUUUCCAGUGGCCAGUCUAGCCCCUCCAUCUCAGAAUCCAGCCACCCUAUGAAAGCAGCCAUGGUCCCCAGAGUUCCACCCAGACCCCAAACACAAGAGAUCCUAAGUCGAUGCACGACCUAUACCCGAAAAGCUGCUCUGGCGACCUCUGCACGUCUGUUUCCUCAAGGAGCAGGUUUGGACAAUGGAGGUAGAGCAUUGAUAGUCUGAGUUUAAAGGAAACCAAAAUAUACAUUAUCGUGAAAAAUUAGGAACUUUUUCUUUUCAUAAAAUCUUUGUCUAUGUUCAUUUCAUCUAUGAUUCACCGUAAUGAUGAAACACUGUACACAAGUACUUGAGAAAACAAUACUUGGUUCAUUGUAACCUCUAUGUUAUCCAUGUAGGGUCUAUAUCUAUUAAAUAUUACAGUAAAUAACUUAAAGGAAAAGCAGUUAAAGCAUGCAUACAGUAUAUUCUGUACAGGAUUUGAAUGAACCAUUGUACUGUGUUUUUACAGAUUUUUUACCUUAAGGUUAUAUUCAGACUGCCUUUUAUGUCAAUUUAAUGGUAUUCCAUACUGGAAAUAUUAUCUACAGUUUUGAUUAUAAGCCUGUUUAAGAUUCAAUAAAUGU